Drosophila hydei is the source of this 4025-nucleotide messenger RNA. RefSeq names its product NPC intracellular cholesterol transporter 1 (gene Npc1a). The record is from RefSeq and is a predicted model, not a curated record. Gene Ontology annotation, molecular function: lipid carrier activity. The transcript has 12 exons. Lineage: Eukaryota; Metazoa; Arthropoda; Insecta; Diptera; Drosophilidae. Gene Ontology annotation, cellular component: membrane. The coding region runs from base 98 to 3937 and encodes 1279 amino acids.
UGCGAAACGAAUGUCAAUAACAAAGUGUACUUGCGAAUGUCCAUAAUCAAAAUAUUUACAUAGAUAUGAUAACUAAGACGUUACAAUCACACGCAAAAUGAUUUUGCUACGGUGUAGAAAAGAUGAAGUGAAAAUGUUCAUAUUUUGGAUAUUUGUUUCAUUAUUUUGUGCAUCAAAACAGAAUUGUGUCUGGUACGGAGUUUGUAACACAGAUGCCUUAAAUCACAAUCAAUAUUGUGCCUAUAAUGGACCACCAAAAGCAAUGCCUGAUGAUGGACUCAAGUUGUUAACAGAAAGAUGUAGUUUUAUGCUUCAAUCAGAUAACAAGAAUUUUUGCUGCGACGUUGCUCAGGUAAAAAUAUUAAAUGAGAACAUAAAACUUGCUGCGGCAAUUCUUGAACGUUGUCCAUCGUGUAUGACAAACUUAGCGCGCCACAUUUGCGAGUUAACGUGCUCUCCAGAACAAUCAAAAUUUUCUAUAGCUGCUGCUACAAAGAAGAAUGACACAGGUGGUCUUUAUGUAACGUCUUUGGAUUUACAUGUUGCUGAAGAGUAUAUCAACAAGACUUAUAAGUCAUGUUCACAGGUGUCAGUUCCACAAACCGGUCAAUUAGCAUUGGAUCUAAUGUGCGGAGCCUAUCCAGCAUCACGGUGCAGUCCUACAAAAUGGUUCAAUUAUAUGGGAGAUGGAAAUAAUGUAUAUGUUCCUUUUCAAAUAACAUAUAUUCAACAUCCAACAAACACUACAAAGAAUGGCAUCACUCCAUUAAAUCCUACAACCACACCUUGUAAUGCAGCAGUAAAUAGUCAACUUCCAGCAUGCUCAUGUACGGAUUGUGAUUUGUCAUGCCCUCAAUCCCCAGAUGAACCGAUACCCGAACCAUUCAACAUUGCGGGACUUGACGCUUUUACUGUUAUUAUGACAGUUGUAUUUUGCGUUGGCUCUCUGGUAUUUCUAUUGGGAUCAUUUUUAUUUACGAAAGACUCAAUAAAUGAUGAAGAUUUUCAAGUUGGCACCGAUGGAGCUACCGACGAUUCGAUGUACAGACAGGAACCACGGUAUUUCGAAAAGCUUGGUGCUCGUACUGAAUUCUUUUUGGAAAACAUAUUCACGAGAUGGGGCACAUUUUUUGCCACUUAUCCAUGGCUAACUUUGUUUGGAGGCGCAAGUCUUGUUAUAAUGCUAGGAUAUGGCAUAGUGUAUGUGAAAAUUACUACAGAUCCUGUAGAACUUUGGGCAGCGCCAAGCUCAAAAUCUAGAAUAGAACGAGAAUACUUUGAUUCUAAAUUUGAACCCUUCUUUAGAAUGGAACAGGUUAUAAUCAAAGCCGUGGACCUUCCUUACAUUGUGCAUAACACUUCGAAUGGGCCAAUAAAGUUCGGGCCAAUAUUUGCAAGAGAAUUUCUUGCUAAUGUCUUAGAUCUACAACAACAAAUACAAAAUAUCGAAGCGAAUGGAACUUUCUUACAUGAUAUAUGCUAUGCUCCGUUAAAAGAUGACAACAGUAAUGUAAAAGCUUCUGAUUGUGUUAUCCAAUCUAUUUGGGGUUAUUUUCAAGAUGAUAUAACCCGCCUUGAUGAUCAUGAUGAGGAUAAUGGAUUUAAUGUAACAUAUUUGGAUGAAUUGUAUGACUGUAUCAGUAAUCCAUAUAUAUGUUUAGCUUCCUAUGGAGGUCCAGUAGAUCCAGCUAUUGCAUUAGGCGGGUUUUUAAAACCCGGUGAACAACUUACAGGGUCUACAAAAUAUGAACAAGCUAAUGCUUUAAUUUUGUCAUUUUUGGUUAAGAAUCACCAUGAUAAAGGGAAACUAGUUCAAACAUUAGAUUGGGAGAAAACCUUUGUUGAGUUUAUGCUAAACUAUAUACAAAAUAAUAAAAGUAAAUCAAUGGAUAUAGCUUUUACAAGUGAACGGUCAAUUGAAGAUGAAUUAAAUAGAGAGUCGCAAUCAGACAUAUUGACCGUUUUAGUUUCAUAUAUUAUUAUGUUCAUUUAUAUAGCAAUAUCUCUUGGGCAUGUACAGGAAUUGAAAAGAUCUCUUAUUGACAGUAAGAUAACAUUGGGUAUUGGAGGCGUUAUCAUAGUUUUAGCGUCAGUGGUCUCUUCGAUAGGAAUUUUCGGGUAUAUUGGUGUUUCAGCAACCUUAAUUAUUGUUGAAGUUAUUCCGUUUUUAGUACUGGCAGUUGGAGUUGAUAAUAUUUUUAUUUUAGUUCAGACGUAUCAAAGGGAUAAUCGUAGAGCUAAUGAAACAACUGAGCAACAGGUAGGACGAGUUUUAGGACGCGUAGGCCCCAGUAUGUUAUUAACAUCCGUAAGUGAGAGUUGCUGUUUUUUUCUUGGUAGUUUAUCUGAUAUGCCUGCUGUUAAGGCAUUUGCGCUUUACGCAGGCGUUGCGUUAUUGAUAGAUUUCAUUUUACAAAUUACUUGUUUCAUCGGCUUGUUCACUUUAGACAUAAAACGAAAGGAGGAAAACCGCUUAGACAUAUGCUGUUUUAUUAAAUGUAAAAAGUCUGAUAUAAUGCACAACAAUGAGGGUCUUUUAUAUAAAUUUUUUAGAAGUGUUUACGUUCCAUUUCUAAUGAAAAAACUUGUUCGAGUAGUGGUUAUGAUUUUCUUUUUUGGUUGUCUUUGUGCUAGUAUUGCUUUUGUACCAAAAAUUGAUAUUGGGCUUAAUCAAGAACUAGCAAUGCCUGAGGAUAGUUUUGUUUUGCACUACUUUAAAUCGUUAAAUGCUCAUCUUAACAUUGGUCCUCCAGUAUAUUUUGUACUUAAGGGAAAUAUUAGUUAUUCAAACAGCUCGAUCCAAAAUUUAGUAUGUUCUGGACGAUAUUGCAAUGAUGACAGUGUUUUAACACAAAUUUACUUAGCUAGUCGAAAAUCAAACAUAACUUAUAUUGCACGCCCUGCUUCAAGUUGGAUUGAUGACUACUUUGAUUGGGCUUUGUCAUCAAGCUGUUGCAAGUAUAAUCCAACGAACGGCAGCUUCUGUCCCCAUCAAGAUACCUCCUGUUCAACCUGCAAAAUUGAGAAAAAUAAUCUUCAACGUCCCAAUGAACAUGAGUUUGGAAAAUAUCUGCCGUUUUUCCUAAGAGAUAAUCCAGACGAUUCGUGUGUUAAAGCCGGCCAUGCAGCCUAUAGCGGAGCUGUUCGGUAUAAUUAUGACCAACAAACACUUAAUGUAGACAGUUCUUAUUUUAUGGCAUAUCAUUCAAUAUUAAAAACAUCAAGGGACUAUUUCGAAGCAUUAGAGUCAGCUAGAAAGAUUUCUGCGAAUAUUACACAAAUGUUAAAACUUAACCUUAUCUCAAACGGAUUACCAGUUGACUUGGCAAUGCAAGUUGAAAUUUUUCCUUAUUCAGUAUUUUAUGUGUUUUAUGAACAAUAUUUAACCAUGUGGUCGGACACUUUGCAGAGCAUUGGAGUUUCAAUACUUUCCAUAUUUAUAGUAACUUUCAUUUUAAUGGGCUUUGAUAUACAUUCCGCUCUUGUUGUAGUAAUCACUAUAACAAUGAUAGUUGUUAACCUUGGGGGCCUUAUGUACUACUGGAAUAUAUCUCUUAAUGCUGUAUCUUUGGUCAAUCUAGUGAUGGCUAUAGGAAUAUCAGUCGAGUUUUGUUCACAUCUCGUACACAGUUUUUCAUUAUCAAAAGAAUCAAAUCAAGUAAAUAGAGCUGCCGAUAGCUUAUCAAAGAUGGGUAGUUCGAUAUUUUCUGGUAUAACGCUUACGAAGUUUGCGGGAAUAUUAGUGUUAGCUUUUGCAAAAAGUCAAAUCUUUCAAGUAUUUUAUUUUCGAAUGUACUUCGGAAUCGUGGUUAUUGGCGCAACACAUGGUUUAAUAUUUUUACCAGUUUUGCUUAGUUAUAUUGGUGCGCCAAAUAAUUCUAGGCUUGAAUCUCAAAACCAUGAAAAUUGUGAGCAGGAAACUUCCUUAUCUAGAUAAUUUUAUAUACUAAUUUUAAGAAUGUUAAAAAUAUCAAUAGCGAAAUCAAAGAAAUGUCUAAUAAUGGCUUUAUUCAUUUUGGCGUUGC